ACCAUGGAGCUUGGCAAGUUCGGUUCUCUUCCAUGCGACGUUCUAUAGCAAAAGCAUGGUGCUUGUUCUCUUGUAUGCGCCGUGUGUUAUUCUCCUCGUCUCUUCCCUGUACCUCCUCCGUCUCUUCGUCGACGCCCGCCGCAACCUGCCGCCGGGUCCCCGCCCGCUGCCGCUCAUCGGCAACAUCUUCGACCUCGGCGCCCAGCCGCAUCGCUCGCUUGCGCGCCUCGCAGAGAGCCAUGGCCCGCUCAUGACGCUCCGCCUCGGCACCGUCACCACCGUCGUCGCCUCCUCCCCGGACACUGCGCGCGACAUCCUCCAGCGCCAUGAAGCCGCCUUCUCCUUGCGCUCCGUGCCGGACGCCGCCCGCGCGCACGGGCACAACAUGUUCUCCAUGGGCAUGCUCCCGCCCAGCAGCCCCCUUUGGCGCACGCUUCGCAGGGUGUGCGCCGCGGAGCUCUUCGCGCCGCGCAGCCUCGACGCGCGCCAGUCGCUCCGCCGAGACAAGGUGCGCCAACUCGUUAACCACGUCACGCGGCUGGCGCGCGACGGCGCAGCCGUGGACGUCGGCCGCGCCGUGUUCACUACUUCCUUGAACCUACUCUCAAGCACCAUAUUCUCCGCCGACCUCGCGGAUCUCGACGACGGCCGGGGCGGUUCUCCGGCGGGGGAGUUCAGGGACAUUAUCUCGGAGUUCACGAUCAUCAUCGGGGUGCCGAACGUGUCGGACUUCUUCCCGAUCAUCGCGCCGCUCGACCUGCAGCGGCUGCGGAGACGGGUGGCUCGGGUGUUCACGCGGCUGCAUGCCGUGUUCGACGAGCAUAUCGAACGACGCCUGCAGGAGCGCGCUGCGGGCGAGCUGCCAAAGAAUGAUUUCCUCGACGUUUUGCUCGACUACCGCAGCCCGGAGGAUGGCCGGGGGUUUGAUCGGCCAACGCUUCAGUUUCUGAUUACGGAUUUGUUUAGCGCGGGAAGUAAUACAACCGCAGUAAACGUAGAAUGGGCAAUGGCUGAGUUGCUACAAAAUCCAACAUCAAUGGCGAAAGCUCGUGAGGAGCUUGCUCGAGUGAUUGGCUCCAAACCAGAAAUUGAGGAAUCCGACAUUAGCAAGCUCAAGUACCUCGAGGCCGUCGUGAAGGAGACAUUACGGCUUCAUCCUCCAGCACCGUUUCUGCUUCCUCACCAAGCUGAAGACACUACAGAGGUUGGUGGCUACACGGUGCCCAAGGGCACCCGUGUUCUGGUGAAUGCUUGGGCGAUUGGCCGAGACAGCAAGGUGUGGUCUGAGCCUGACAAGUUCAUGCCGGAGAGGUUCCUGCAGAGGGAGGUGGACCUCCGUGGCCGUGACUUCGAACUGAUUCCAUUUGGCUCUGGUCGAAGGAUCUGCCCGGGGCUGCCGCUGGCUGUACGCAUGGUGCACCUGAUGCUCGCGUCGUUGCUGCACCGGUUUGAGUGGAGGCUUCUACCGGAGGUGGAGAAGAACGGGGUGGACAUGGCGGAGAAGUUUGGGAUGAUACUGGAGCGGGCCUCGCCCCUACAGGCUAUUGCUAUACCGGUUCAAUAAGUUGAUCGGCAUCGUAUACUAGAAUAUCUUUGGAAAUGAAACCCUUGGUAAAAGAAAAAGGAAUCAUGUACAAUCUGAUGUUUAUGUCUGAAAGAAUGAGAUAAAACCAGAGUUAUGAGAGUCUAUAUGGUAAUAAUAUACCAGUACUAGUAAUUGUUAGCAACUACUAUCAGACCGAGAGAGUCAGAGUUAUAUAUGGAUGGCACUCGCUCAGUUGUAUCUAGAGUUUUACUCUCGUCCUUUCUUUUUUUACUGUGAGAUACUAAUAACUUGAGGUACUAAUAUCUUUAUUACUCGUGCUAUCUACCCAGUGGUGGAUAACGAGCCAGCUCGGCUCGGCUCGGCUCGGUCUGGCUCGUU
Oryza brachyantha (malo sina) is the source of this 1924-nucleotide messenger RNA. RefSeq names its product geraniol 8-hydroxylase-like. The record is from RefSeq and is a predicted model, not a curated record. The coding region runs from base 56 to 1564 and encodes 502 amino acids. Gene Ontology annotation, molecular function: iron ion binding; heme binding; oxidoreductase activity, acting on paired donors, with incorporation or reduction of molecular oxygen. NCBI's taxonomy places the organism in Eukaryota, Viridiplantae, Streptophyta, Magnoliopsida, Poales, Poaceae. The transcript has 2 exons.